AUGUUCCUACCUUCACAAAAUAACCAUUCAUCAAGAACAUAUCCAACAUGUCGUAUUUGUCUUAGUUGCGAUGAACCAAAAUCCUUAAUUGCUCCUUGUAAAUGUAAAGGUACGUGGAAUUAUGAAUUUAUUUUCAAUCAAUGGAGAAGAAAAUUGAUAUCGAAUGGACGACCAAAGGAAUUGGAUAUGUGUACAAUGUGUAAAUUCCAUUAUGUCGUAAGACUAAAAUCAAAAAUCGGAAGUAUAAUAAUUCGACCAGAAAUUCGAUUUAUUAUAACUUGCAUGUUAAUUUUGAUUAUAUUGUUCCCAAGUGGAUAUAUAAUGAAAUUAAUAAUGUCGUUAACAUCAAAAAUACAUUUACAACGAGGUGAACUAGGUGAUGAAUUUAAUAAAACAACAACAUCAACCAUAUUAUGGACAUCAUAUCAUUUUCCAUUUUGCUCAACAGUAGCAGCUAAUAAGAUGAUUUUAAAAGAUUAUUCCUCACUCAUAACUGAUUUUUGGACUAGACUGAUGUGUAUAGAUAUAAUACAACAUCUUCAUUUAGGUUUAUUUUUUCUUGGAUCAACUAGUAAUGUUGUUACCGCUUACUACAUAAUGAAUGAAUUAUUGAAUUUAUUCCAUUAUAAUAGUGGAAUCGGAAGAGCUGAAGGAAAAAGCAAGGAAAUUAUUUUGUGGGGAAGUUGUAGUGUGGAAUUUUUACAUGAAUUGCCGUUAUGGGUGUUGAGAUGGGUUACAAUUAGUAUGGCUGUAUUUGAUUUUGGAUUAAGAAGGAUUUAUUGGCAAUUAAAUAAGAUUAAUCUUGAUGAAGUGGAAGUUUUGUCGAUACAAAAAAUGGAUUUUAAUGAAAUCUAA
Funneliformis geosporum is the source of this 855-nucleotide messenger RNA. The record is from the annotation of a GenBank genome assembly. Lineage: Eukaryota; Fungi; Glomeromycota; Glomeromycetes; Glomerales; Glomeraceae.